GGGCCGCAGGGAUGCUGUCUGCCGCCGGAUACGCAGAGCUGAGACCGGAGCCGGGCUGCGGAGUGGGCGCGCCCGUGCAGUACCGCUUUUCGCCCUACACCUUCAACGGCGGGACUGUGUUGGCGAUUGCUGGAGAAGACUUUUGCAUUGUUGCCUCUGACACUCGACUGAGUGAAGGUUAUGCCAUUCACAGCCGGGACAGUCCAAAAUGCUACAAACUAACAGAGCAUACAGUCAUUGGAUGCAGUGGCUUCCAUGGUGACUGCCUUACACUUACUAAAAUUAUUGAAGCAAGAUUAAAGAUGUACAAGCAUUCCAAUAACAAGACCAUGACUACUGGAGCUAUUGCAGCAAUGCUGUCUACAAUUCUGUAUUCUCGACGUUUCUUUCCUUACUACGUUUACAACAUAAUUGGAGGACUUGAUGAAGAGGGGAAGGGAGCAGUCUAUAGCUUUGAUCCAGUAGGCUCAUACCAGAGAGACUCUUUCAAAGCAGGUGGAUCAGCAAGUGCCAUGCUGCAGCCUUUGCUUGAUAACCAGAUUGGCUUCAAGAACAUGCAAAAUGUGGAGCACGUACCUCUGACCCUGGAGAAGGCUUUGCAGCUGGUUAAGGAUGUCUUUAUUUCUGCUGCUGAGAGAGAUGUGUACACUGGUGAUGCACUUAAGAUUUGUGUUGUCACCAAAGAUGGAAUUAAAGAGGAAACCAUCCAGUUAAGAAGAGACUAAUUCAGUUUACAUACAAACGUGUAAUCUACGAUGUACAAUGUAACUCUAAUGUGAAGAUGUUUGUCUUAUUAAAAUUUUUCAAUAAGUUU
Lagopus muta (rock ptarmigan) is the source of this 814-nucleotide messenger RNA. RefSeq names its product proteasome 20S subunit beta 1 (gene PSMB1). The transcript has 6 exons. NCBI's taxonomy places the organism in Eukaryota, Metazoa, Chordata, Aves, Galliformes, Phasianidae. Bases 12 to 725 code for a protein of 237 amino acids. Gene Ontology annotation, cellular component: proteasome core complex. The record is from RefSeq and is a predicted model, not a curated record.